Molecule: messenger RNA, 948 nt
Organism: Naegleria fowleri
Lineage: Eukaryota; Heterolobosea; Eutetramitea; Acrasida; Naegleriidae
Exons: 6
Coding region: 1-948 (315 amino acids)
Biological process (GO): protein phosphorylation
Cellular component (GO): nucleus
Molecular function (GO): cyclin-dependent protein serine/threonine kinase activity; ATP binding
Source: RefSeq, a predicted model, not a curated record
AUGUCUUUAAAUACAUCCACAAAUCAUGUCAAUUAUUUAAUGGAGAAUUAUACAAUCAUUGAGAAGAUUGGAGAAGGUACAUUUGGAGUUGUUUUGAAAGCAAAGAGAAAGGCGGAUGGUAAAGUUGUGGCCUUAAAGAAAAUUCGGAUUCGGAAACAGGAAUAUGAGGAUUUUCCAAAGAAUGUUAUUAGGGAGGCGAAAAGUUUGCAACAUGUUAAUCACAAUAAUGUGUUGCGGUUGUAUGAAGUGUUUGUGAACGGCUCUUCUCUCGUUUUAUCAUUGGAAUAUAUGAAAACUGAUUUAGCUAAGAUAAUCAAAUCACAGAAAACCCCUUUUCAAGAGUCACACAUUAAAUGUAUCAUGUUAAUGUUGCUAAAAGGUUUAAAUAAUUGUCACACAAAUAAUAUUAUGCAUAGAGAUAUUAAACCAGCUAACCUAUUGUUCAACUCUUAUGGAGAGCUCAAACUGGGAGAUUUUGGAUUAGCAACAUUGUAUCUUGGGAACGAUCAAUCCUAUUCUCACCAAGUAGCAACACGGUGGUACAGAGCUCCAGAAUUAUUAUACGGUAGUAGAUCUUACAAUUAUAAAGUAGACAUUUGGGCAGCAGGUUGUGUCAUGGCAGAGUUAUAUAAUUUAUCUCCGCUUUUUACAGGAGAGAAUGAUAUUGAUCAAUUGUACAAGGUGUUGACAUUACUUGGCGUGCCAUCUGAAACCAAUUGGCCAGGAGUUUCGAAAUUGCCAGACUUUGGAAAAAUUACAUUUUCCAAGGUAAAGGUUAGAGAUCUAAGGGAGCUGGUUCCCAAUGCGUCUGAGAUUGCUAUUGAUCUCAUGUCACAUCUUCUUCAAUUUGAUAUAAGUAAGCGAUAUAGCGCUCAAGAAGCUCUCAGACAUCCUUAUUUUUUCUCCGUUCCACUGCCCUCCGACCAUUCUGAGCUUAAUAUUAUUUAA